ACGUACAAACAAUUCUCGAAUACGAUGAUAUAGCUGCUGCGCUGCUGCUUGCUAUAUUCAUCAACUCUAUACGCUCUGUGUACAGCGAACUUAAAUAUUUUACAAUUUUAAGCUUCAGUCAGACAGUGACUUUUACAACAAACGGUUCGGCGAGAGCUUGCGGGCAACAUUUUUUUCUUCGUUUUUUUCUUCGUUGAAUUUUGUUGAGUUUUCUCGCAUUGGAUUUUUAUAUAUAUUCAUCAUCAUCAUCAUUAACUCUGUUUUUUAUUUCAUCAAAACAAACAACCAAACAAAAAUAAAUAAAUACAAAACAGCUAAAAGGAAAGCGCGAGAUUUUUAAAAAUCGUUCGGUGAAACAAUUAACAUUUCGGUGUUUCGAACGACCGAACAAAACGAACGAGCGAGCGGUCGGUCGCUCUAGUUAAUGUUGCCAUCGAAGGCGAAGGACGAGAUUUGUGUAUCCAUUUGUAUGGUUUGACGUUUGAAACAAACGUUAAGUGGUUUUCAAAGUGAUAUUACUCUGUAACGGACUUUUUCUUUAUUUUUAUUUUUGGCACAAGGAAGUUCCUGUUUUUUUUGGCGCCAAAUUAAAUUCAAAAAUAAGAUAGAAACAAAACCUAGUGAAUGUCAAUGGCAACAUUCUAGUGAUUCAAGGCUUAUUGUUUUUUUUCAUCAACAUUUUGGUUGUCAUUGAACAAGAUUUUUGUUUUUUUUUUUUUUUUUGAAAAUCGAAUUAAUAUCUACGAAAUCGUGCGUCGUCGUGUGGUUUGUGACAAUAUUAACGGUAAUUGUUUUUUUUUUCAUUUAUGAAAAUGUCGUCUUCCGGAGGGUAAUUUAUUGAUGUUUCAUAAUUAAUUACAUUUAUAAUAUUGAAGAAAAAAAAAAAUAUAAAAACAAGUGAAAUCCGAAUUAGUGUUACAUCAAACCAAUCUCAAAUUAUUGAGUGAGGGAGGGGGAAAUAUCAAAUACACCUACUCUAAGCUAUAAGAAAGUUUAUUUUCACUUUCACUGAUUUUUCAUCAAAAAUAUAAUUAUUUGUGCAGAGCUUUUGUGUUGUUGCAAGUUGCAAUUGCAAUUUUACCAAAAAAAAGUGCCAGUGAACAAAUUUUUUAAAAAAUACCUUAUACUUUGGCAACGCUAAUCAAGUUGUCCUUAAAAAAAAAUUUUAUUUACUGUGGAUUGAUUGUAUACGAGUGAAGUCGUCGUGCGGGAGGAAUAUAUUUUGUUGACAGAAUAAAACCACAUCUAUCAUUUUUAAUUGCUGACCUUUUGAACAGCAAAAAAAAAAGGAUCUUUAGAAAAGGAUUACAUUUAUUUGACAUUAUUUGGAUAAACUUUUUUUAUGGAUAUAAUUUCGUUGGUUUCUUGAAAAGAAUAAUCAAAUAUUUAAGUGCUAUAAGCUGCCACAAAAACCAACAUCAAAUUAUAAUAAUGUUCAACUUACUUGGAGUUACAUUGUGCAAUAACUUAUUUUAGAUGUUGAAUAAAAUAACUGCAUCACCGCUCCACAGAAAAAGAAGAUUUAAUCACAUGGGUUGAAUGACUGCAAAAAUGUAACAAAUACAAAAACUCUAGCAAAAAUGAAACCAACACUGCCAAACUCAAUGACAAUAUCAACCGAUAAGACUUAAUAAAUAAAACAUCAACAAAACAAUAUACGAGUAACAUCAAAAACAAAAUUUUACGUAGAAUUUAAUCGAGUUUAAAACAAAAAAAUUCAAACAACUUUACCUAUGUGUUCAAUGAAAUUUAUUGUGUCUGAUUUUCAUUUAAAACUUUACGCCAAAUUCACUCUUAGAAAGACUAUUUAUCUCUAUCAGCCAGAUAGUUUAAUGCUGGCUAAAAAGAUGUCACCAUUUUGUACCUAUUCGAAACACAUACGUCCUUUUUAUAUAAAAAUUUUUAAUCUAAGAAUAUUUACUAGUGAAUCUUAAAAAAAAAACUACAAAAGAAAAAUUAAAAAACUAUCCAGUUUAACGGAAAUUCAAAAUUCAAAUACGAACCAAAAGUGCAGCAGAAGCUUUUUUUAUUUUACUUCUACUUGCCAUUCAAAUAUACAAAAAAAAAAAAAACAAAAACCCCAAAAAAAAAAGCUUUUCUUGGAGAGUUCGAAAAGUGCCUAUAAGAACACAUUUAGUGCGUACAGAAACCAUUAAACGUAAGUGCCUUUGUCUACAAAGCAACUGAAUUUAUCAACUUUUUAAAGAGAAGACUGAGUAACAACAAGAACCAAUAAAACAAAAAAUCAGAUAAAUAUUGAGAGAAUAAUACACAAAACAAAGCAUCAUCACGUUACCAACAAUAAGUACCACUGUCGGAAGUGGGAGUGGAGAUUUGUCUUCGCAACCGGGGACACAAACCAAUACGCUGGCAUUGGCGACAGGCAUUCGGAGUGGCUCUGCCUUAUCGGCGAUGCCAUUUAUCGAUGAUGCGCUAUUAUGGUGUCCCGAUAAUGAUGGCCGAAUGGUUGGAGGUUUAGAUAUUGCCACUUGUCUUCAGGAUGCUUCAACCGGAAAUGGAAAUUCAAAUCAAAAUACAGAUUUAAACGACGGAAGUUGUGAAUUGAAUUCUCUUGAUCCUUUGUGUAAUGAUUCUUCAGAGGAAUUAUUUCGACAAUUGUCUGAGAGUAAUUUUGAAAUUGAAAGCUUACUCUCAGACUUGGCGACAGUGGAAGUGAAGCAGGAGGAAAAUAAUAAUAAUUUAACAGUUCAACAACAACAACAACAACAACAACAAGGCAUCAGCAAUAAUGGGUCAACGAAUUUUAUGCCCGGUGAUAAUUCAAUGCAAUCUAAUGUUAGUUUUAUGCAACAGCAAAGUGUUGCUUUAGUAAAUAGUAUAGCUGUGACAGCAGCAGAAACUGCGUUGCUAGCGUUGGCUGCGUCAGUGACAGCGUGUUCAUCGUCUUCGUCGUCUAAUAUAUCCCCUCAGCAUCAGCAACAUCAGAAUCAACGGAAUUUUAAUGGGCCGGGCAGCAAUAAUAGCAAUCGUUUUUCGAUUGCUGCAAAUCCACUUUUGGCAGAGAAACUUCUAUCGCCGAAUACGAAUAGUUUGAAUGAUUUGGAUAGUCUGACGAUUGGGAGCAGAAAUGGACGACCGCCGGAACUUAAAGGUAAGGACAUGUGUUUUAUUCUGUAAAAAAAAAUCGUUAAAGAAAGAGGAGGUAAAGUUUAUCUAAUCAUUCUUCAUAGUUAGAACUUGAUGGCAGGAAUUUCUAUAGUAGGAAAUGAUUCUUUUAUAGAUAUUUAAGUAGAAAAUGUAAGUAUUUAGAUAUUCUAAUGGUAAUUUUGUAGAAUUGAAUAUUUAUUUAUACAUAUUCACACAAAUAAUAUAGGUAACUUUCAUUUUUUGAUUUUUAAAGUAAAAAUCAGACUGAAAAUUAUUUUUUUUUCUAAGGAAUCCAGUAAUCUGAAAAGAUUUGAGAGUUAAUUAAGACUUAAAAAAUUGCACUCUUACUUAGGUAAUAAGUUUCAAACUAGGUCGGUUUUCUAGAUCCUUAAAGAUACUUUAAUUUCGUUUAGUGAAAUUUAAAAAAAAUCGGAAUGUAAAGAGUUGCCGAAGCUAUUUAUUUUAUUUUUAAUAAUGACGUGUAUUUUAAUGCAUCUUU
Episyrphus balteatus (marmalade hoverfly) is the source of this 3607-nucleotide messenger RNA. RefSeq names its product ecdysone-induced protein 74EF-like. The transcript has 6 exons. The record is from RefSeq and is a predicted model, not a curated record. Lineage: Eukaryota; Metazoa; Arthropoda; Insecta; Diptera; Syrphidae. Bases 2413 to 3138 code for a protein of 241 amino acids.